ACUUGAAAACUCUCCAGAACACGAAACUGGACUCUGACUUUUUUUUUUUUAUCUUUUCUUCUUCCUUUCACACUGGCAAUGAGAUCAUCUUUGUAAGUUUCACCUACAUAUAUAAAUUUUCUUUCUUUCAGGAGGGCCGAGAACUUUAAUUGUUUGGAAUUGGAAGCCAUGGGAGUAGCAGCUGCAGAUAAUCGUGAUCAGGCGCCACUGUUGCAAGCUCAACCAGCGGAGAUUCCUUUCAAGAGAACUGGGAAUGUAUGGACGGCUGUAGCGCAUAUAAUAACAGGGGUGAUAGGAUCAGGAGUGCUGUCUCUGGCAUGGAGCAUGGCUCAGCUAGGGUGGAUUGCAGGCCCAUUAGCGAUGCUGUUCUUCGCUUUAAUCACCCUUCUUUCUACAUUCCUUCUCUGCGACUCCUACCGAUCUCCUGACCCUGAAUAUGGCCCCGCCAGAAAUCGCUCCUAUCUUGAAGCUGUUUACGUGAAUUUAGGGAAAAGAAAUGCAUGGGUGUGUGGCCUCUUCGUACAAAUAAGCUUAUUCGGGACAGGCAUUGCCUAUACAAUCACCUCCGCUAUCAGUAUGAGAGCAAUCCAGAAAUCAAACUGUUACCACAAGGAAGGGCACGAGGCUUCAUGUGAUUUUGGAGAUUCCUCUAAUAUGUUAGUCUUUGGAGUUGUCCAAAUUGUACUGUCUCAGAUACCCAACUUCCACAAUUUACAAUGGCUAUCAAUUCUUGCUGCAUUCAUGUCCUUCACCUACUCUUCCAUUGGAUUGGGACUUGGCCUCGCAGAAGUUGUAGGUGAUGGAUAUGUUGAGGGCAGCAUAGGAGGAAUAUCAAGUUCAAGUGCAGCUGAGAAAGUAUGGUUGGUAUCUCAAGCGAUUGGAGACAUUGCCUUUGCCUAUCCAUACUCUCUCAUUCUUAUUGAGAUACAGGAUACUUUGAUGUCUCCUCCACCAGAAAAUCAGACCAUGAAGAAAGCCUCAACAAUAGCAAUCACCGUUACAACCUUCUUCUACCUCUGCUGUGGAGGCUUUGGAUAUGCUGCCUUUGGGGAUGCCACGCCGGGGAACCUCUUGACAGGGUUUGGAUUCUAUGAACCAUACUGGCUCAUUGACUUUGCUAACGCUUGCAUCAUGCUUCAUCUAGUUGGAGGAUAUCAGGUUUUCAGUCAGCCAUUGUUUGCAAAUGUUGAGAAAUGGUUUGCAGGGAAGUUCCCAGGCAGCAGAUUUGUAAAUGACAGUCACACUUUGAAACUCCCACUGCUCCCAGAUAUUAGACUAAACCUUCUCAGGUUGUGUUUCCGAAGUGUUUAUGUUGUGUUAACAACUGGAAUUGCGAUGGUCUUCCCCUACUUCAACCAGGUUUUGGGAGUGCACGGAAGCUUGAUCUUUUGGCCUUUAUCUGUCUACUUUCCUGUGGAGAUGUACUUCAAGCAGAGGAACAUUCAAGCUUGGACAACAAAGUGGGUCAUGCUCCGAACUUUCAGCAUCUUUUGCUUGCUCCUGUCACUAUUCGCCUUGAUUGGCUCAAUUCAAGGACUUAUAAGUGCAAAACUGAGCUGAGAAACUGCAGUCAGCACUCCAUAAGGGAGACAGAGGAUAUACACUUAUAUUUGAUUUCUUGAGGAAUGAUCAUGGCCCAAAUUGUGCAGAAACAAUUGGUAUUGGUUCAGAAAAGUAUGGGAAAAUUAAGUAUUGCUUAUGAUGUAGGCAUCUCUAAAUUUUUGAUGGAGAAGCCUCCUAGUGUACCAUGAAUUAUAGACAUUACAAAUUGCGGCUUUGUAAUAAAAACGAAUUACAAGAACUUAUUCUUUAUUUAAUUUGUUAAAGAGACAUUACAAAUUGCGGCUUUGUA
This is a messenger RNA of Corylus avellana, 1852 nucleotides long. RefSeq names its product putative amino acid permease 7. NCBI's taxonomy places the organism in Eukaryota, Viridiplantae, Streptophyta, Magnoliopsida, Fagales, Betulaceae. The record is from RefSeq and is a predicted model, not a curated record.